Messenger RNA from Helianthus annuus (common sunflower), 3608 nucleotides. RefSeq lists its product as uncharacterized. The transcript is spliced from 8 exons. Gene Ontology annotation, cellular component: plasmodesma; plasma membrane. NCBI's taxonomy places the organism in Eukaryota, Viridiplantae, Streptophyta, Magnoliopsida, Asterales, Asteraceae. Gene Ontology annotation, biological process: protein autophosphorylation. The record is from RefSeq and is a predicted model, not a curated record. Bases 1 to 3387 code for a protein of 1128 amino acids. Gene Ontology annotation, molecular function: transmembrane receptor protein tyrosine kinase activity; ATP binding.
AUGAAUAUCUGGGAAUCUAAUUCACUGGCUUUCUCGUGGGACUAUUUUGAUCCCAGUUAUGGGAGCUUUACGUUAAUGGGUGUUGCUGUGAAACAAGGUCAAAUUAGGGUUUCUAGGGUUUAUAAAGGGGGAAAUGAAGGGUGGUGGAAAAGUGUGCUUAUCACGUGCCCAGACUUAACAGAGAUAGAGAACUUGAAACACUUGAAGAUUCAUCUUAGUGAUAUAAAACUGGCCACCGACGAUUUUUCAGACACAUACAAAAUUGGAGUUACAGCAUACUGUAAUUUGUAUAGAGCAACUUUUGAUUUUGAAAAAACUUCUCCCAUAGAAGCGAUGAAUAAAGGUGAACCACUCAAGAGACACAACAUUGUACUUAUAAAACGCAUACUUCCUAGAGACGAUGAGCAAGGAGAAGGAGCAUUUUUCACAGAACUUGAAAUGCUUACUAGUGUUAAGCAUCAUAACAUAAUCACUCUACUUGGAUUUUGUGUUGAAGGUUCAGAGAUGAUCCUUGUCACUGAGAAUGUUUCUAAUAGAUACCUUGGUGAUCAUUUGGGAAACGUCAAUGACAUGCGUAUUUUGACGUGGGAAAAACGUUUGAAAAUUUGCAUUGAUGUUGCACACGCAUUGAACUACCUUCACUCAGAGAUGGAAGCCCAAAAGAUGGUAAUAAACCGUGAUGUAAAGAGUGACAACAUUGGUUUAGACGAGAAUUUGGGGGCAAAGAUUGUUGAGUUUGGACUUUCUGUAUUUUUGCCUCCAAAUGGCGAAGCUCUACAUCUCACAACCAUUGCUGGCACAAACUGCUACAUGGAUCCAGAAUAUGUGAAUAGUGGUACGUUAAAAAGAGAAUCCGAUGUUUAUAGUUUUGGAGUAGUUUUGUUUGAGAUUCUAUGUGGAAGGCAUGCCUAUGACCCGAUUUACGAUAAGGAGGGUGACAACGGGCUAGUAUUUGUGGCAAGACAAAGUUACAACACUGGAACACUAGAGAACAUAAUAGAUCAUAUAAUAAUGGAAGAAAUUGGUGAAAGCAAUUUUGUUCCUAACAAAGGACCCAACAAGGGUUCUCUGGAAAUAUAUAUUGAAAUAGCAAAUCGGUGUGUAGCAGCAACUCAAGACGAACGUCCAACUAUGAAAGUCGUCGUUAAGGAACUUGAGAAAGCAUUAUUUUUUCAAAUGAGCCAGGAGGAUCGAGUGCAAGGCCCAGAAACAGACCACGUAGUGAGUAAACUUGAGAAAACAAUGGAACUUCAGUUGAAUGAAGAGAACAAUCAUGAGGAGCAAACACAACAUCCAAAUAGGGCCCAAGAAAUUGCUAAACCUAAGAAAGCAUUGGAGCUUCAAUCAACGCAUGAAAUUCUAGUGGGGAAGAACUUGGAGCACUUGAAGAUUCCUCUCACUCAUAUUCAAUCAGCAACCCAUGAUUUCUCAAACGAAUACCGAAUUGCAAAUUUCCCAGAAGAGGGCUAUGCUUUCUACAGAGCAGAACUCGAGCAUUAUGAUAAAGAGAAUCCAUCAUCCAAGAGACACAACACUGUACUUAUCAAACGCUACCCCCCUUCUGGAAAUCAGUGGUUUGGAGAAAAAGAGUUUCUCACAGAAAUAGAAAUUCUUUCCGGUGGAGUUAAGCACCCCAACAUAGUCAAUUUGCUUGGAUUUUGUUUUGAAGAGUCUGAGAUGAUCCUUGUCAUUGACAAUUUUUCUAAUGGAUUUCUUGGUGAGUAUUUGGGAAACUUCAAAGACAAGCGUGUUUUGACUUGGGAGAAACGUUUGAAAAUUUGCAUUGAUGUUGCACACGCAUUGAAGUACAUUCACUAUGAGAUGGAAAACCGGAAGACGAUAAUAAACCGUGAUAUAUGCAGUUACAACAUUGGGUUGGAUGAGAAUUUGGAGGCAAAGAUUGUUAACUUUUGGUGGUCCGUAUUCUUGCCUCCAAAUCAAGAUGACGACAGUCUCUUUCUCGACUGGAUUGGCAAAUACUACUACAUAGAUCCAGAAUACAAGAAGACUGGUAAGUUGAAAAGAGAAUCAGAUGUUUAUGGUUUCGGAGUAGUCUUGUUUGAGAUUCUUUGUGGGAGAUUAGCCCAUGACCACCUUAAGGAGAGUGAGCUAGGGCUGGCCCAUGUAGCAAGACGAAGCUUCAACACAGGAUCACUAGAAGAGUUGAUAGAUCCUUUAAUAAAGGAAGAAAUUGGUGAAAACAAAUUUGUUCUAAAUAGAGGACCCAACAAGGAUUCUUUGCACACGUUUAUUACAAUUGCACACCAGUGUGUGGCGGAAACUCAAGACCAACGCCCAACAAUGAAAGUCGUAGUCAAGGAACUUGAGAAAGCAUUAUUCUUUCAGAACAACAACAAGGAUAACCCCAAAAUGUCACUUGAAGACAUAAAACGAGUGACACAAAACUUUCAUGAUGACAAUUUAAUCGGCGGGGGAGGAUUUGGUAAAGUCUACAAAGGAAACCUUCAAGAUGGAGAUGGAAUUAAAACCAUUGUUGCAAAGCGAUUGGAUACAAGGUUUGGUCAAGGAGAACAACAAUUCUUUAGUGAGCUCCAAAUUCUUUUGGAUUAUAAACAUGAGAAUGUCAUUGGUCUUCUAGGCUACUGUGAUGAAAUUGAUGAAAAAGUCCUUAUCUAUGAGUAUUUGUCCAGGGGAAGUCUUGAUAAGUAUUUGGAUGAUACUUCUCUUACAUGGGUGAAACGACUUAAUAUAUGCAUUGAUGUUGCAAGAGCGUUGGAUUUCCUACACGGAGGAGUAGGAAAACAAGCAAAGGUGAUACAUAGGGACAUCAAAACUGAAAACAUCCUGUUAAACAAUGAUUGGAAAGCAAAACUGGCUGAUUUUGGGCUUUCGCUAAUAUGUUCAAUAAAUCAGGAAACAGACUAUAUCAUCGAUCAUGCGUGUGGCACAAGAGGAUACGUGGAUCCACUUUAUAGACAAUCGGGAUUCCUAACCAUAGAAUCCGAUAUUUACUCGUUUGGUGUUGUUUUAUUUGAGAUUUUGUGCGGGAGAUCAACGUUUGCAAUCCACAAACAUAAGGGUCACUAUCUACCGUAUUUCAUAAAAAACAACUUUGAAGAAGGAAAGCAUGCUGAGGUGGUGUUCGAACAAAUCAGGGAACAAAUCGUGCCGCAAUCGUUGACUACAUUUCAAGAGAUUGCCUACCAAUGCCUACAUCUUGAAAGAGAAAAACGACCGACCACAAAAAAAGUUUUGGUAGAACUUGAGAAGGCAUUGGAAUUUCAAUUGAAUUCGGAGGUUUCCAUAAUUGAGACACAAGUAGUUGAGCUAUCCAGUGAAUUGAACGAUAUGAACAUGACUGGCAAAUCUGAAAAUUCUGAAAUACGUAACAAGGAAAAGAUGUUACUUGACCAAACCGAUGACUAAGCUGAAUCUGACUGUUGAAAGUAAAGACUCUCAGGAAGGCUGCUACACCUUAUCGGUUGAAUAUCUCAUCAACAAAUGCACGUAUAUGAAAAGGAGGCUUAGUUGCAGGUACUUUUGGUUGGUGUAUUAGGUGGGGUGGGUUGAAUAACAGAUUCGUGUUCAUACGGGUCUUGUUUCAUAUAGGUUUAAACAGGCAAGUUGGAUUGAGUUGCACUGUUUUU